This is a messenger RNA of Felis catus (domestic cat), 1117 nucleotides long. It is a transcript of the gene GADD45G, whose product is annotated as growth arrest and DNA damage inducible gamma. Gene Ontology annotation, biological process: regulation of cell cycle. NCBI's taxonomy places the organism in Eukaryota, Metazoa, Chordata, Mammalia, Carnivora, Felidae. The transcript has 4 exons. Bases 122 to 601 code for a protein of 159 amino acids. The record is from RefSeq and is a predicted model, not a curated record. Gene Ontology annotation, cellular component: cytoplasm; nucleus.
CGGGCCGGGGCGCACUUGCCAGCCGUGCGCUCGCCGGGUGGCCCCAGCCUCCCGGUGCCCGCCGCGUCCGCACCCCUCGCUCCUUUCGUGGAUAACUAGCUAGCUGCUCGCCGACCGAACCAUGACUCUGGAGGAAAUCCGCGGCCAAGACACGGUUCCCGAAAGCACCGCCAGGAUGCAGGGCGCCGGGAAAGCGCUGCACGAGCUGCUGCUGUCGGCACAGCGCCAGGGCUGUCUUACCGCCGGCGUCUAUGAGUCCGCCAAAGUCCUGAACGUGGACCCCGACAACGUGACCUUCUGCGUGCUGGCCGCCGACGAGGAGGACGAGGGCGACAUCGCGCUGCAGAUCCACUUUACGCUGAUCCAGGCGUUCUGCUGCGAGAACGACAUCGACAUCGUGCGCGUGGGCGACGUACAGCGGCUGGCGGCGAUCGUGGGCGCGGGCGACGAGGAGGCCGCGUCGGGAGACCUACACUGCAUCCUCAUUUCGAACCCCAAUGAGGACGCGUGGAAGGACCCCGCCUUGGAGAAGCUCAGCCUGUUCUGCGAGGAGAGCCGCAGUGUCAACGACUGGGUGCCCAGUAUCACCCUCCCCGAGUGACAGCCCGGAGGGGGCCUUGGUCUGAUCGACGUGGUGACGUCCCGGGGCGCCUAGCGCGCGGCUGGCUCUGUGGACGCGCCCUCGGAGGUGGGGCGCCGGUCCGGAGCGCUGCGUGGAGAGCUGCGAGGAGGGGCGGUCCCCUGCAGGAGGGGCCCGGCGGCGGCGGCGGCGGCGGCGGCGGCGGCGGCGGCGGCGGCGGCGGCAGGGGCAAGUCUGGCCCCCAGCCCGGGACUCUGCGAGUGUGGGGAGCGGCCGCUUGCCCGGGAAGGCCGGAGGCGGGCCGUGGGCCACGGGGCCGGGAAGGACGCACCGGCCUGGCAGGCGUGACUCAGCAGCCUGCGCGCUCUCGACAGGAAGGAGGGGAAAGGCCAGGCGGGCGAGGCCUGGACGACAGUUGCAGGAGCUCCGUGGGACUGAGCAGCACCGCUGUGCACCAGCGGCCGGGCGAUGCUCGGGUUUCGGAAGGAUUAUGCUGCUGCACCUUUGAGUUUUUGACAAUAAAUUUACUGAAACAAA